GGCCGGCGGUGCGGUGACGUGUGUUCUGUGUGUUUGUACGGCUGAAGAGACCCCUGUGCUUCCAUAGUGUGUACAGAAUCCUCCGGUGAGAGAACUCAGGGGUCUCAGACUCCUCGCUGUAGACAGAAGGACCAUGGAGGCUCAGGACCCCGGCAGCUAUUACGCCUUCCAGCAAGGUCAGGCGUUUUAUGGUUACCCAUACCAUCAAAUGAUGAAUGCUUCACCAAAUAUGGAACUGGGCAACGAGCAAAGGACUCUGCACACCCUCACAGACGUCCCACCCCACGAGCUGCAAGCAUUUUCUGGCAUGCUUGGUAACGAGAAUCAAAUGUUUCAUAGUAUGAAUGGUGUAUACGGCACUGAGCCCAUGAAAAUGCAAGCAACAGAAGCCCCAGAGCCUCCACAGGAAACACAAGAAGGUGCAACAAAGGGUAAGAGGAAAAGGAAAGCUCCAGCUGAACCUAAACCAAAACCAGAACCUAAACCAAAGAAGCAACCUGCGAAGAGUGCCAAGACCCCGAAAUCAGGAAAACAAGAGAAAAUCACGGACACUUUCAAAGUGAAAAGGAAAGUGGACCGAUUCAACGGGGUACCUGAAGCUGACAUUUUGGCAAAAACUUUGCCAGAUAUUCUUACAUUUAACUUGGACAUAGUUAUUAUUGGAAUAAACCCAGGUCUCAUGGCAGCUUACAAGGGUCAUCAUUACCCAGGUCCUGGAAACCAUUUCUGGAAAUGUCUGUUCCUAUCGGGGCUCAGUGACAAGCAGUUGAACCACCUUGAUGACCUUGCGCUUCCAGAGGAAUAUGGCAUUGGCUUCACUAACAUGGUGGAGAGAACCACUCCAGGGAGCAAGGACCUCUCUAGCAAAGAAUUUCGGGAAGGUGGAAGAAUCCUUUUACAGAAGCUUCAGAAGUAUAAACCACGUAUAGCUGUCUUCAACGGAAAAUGUAUAUAUGAAAUUUUCAGUAAAGAAGUAUUUGGUGUCAAGAUUAAAAAGUUUGAUUUUGGAGUCCAGCCACACAGAGUUCCUGAUACAGAUACAAUUUGCUAUGUUAUGCCUUCUUCAAGUGCCAGGUGUGCACAGUUUCCCCGUGCUCAGGACAAGGUACAUCACUACAUCAAAUUAAAGGAUUUAAGAGACCAUCUAAAGGGCAUAGAGAGCGCCAGAGAGGUUCAAGAAGUGCAAUAUUCAUUUGACUUGCAAUUGGCUCAGGCGGAUGCAAAGAAGCAGGCUGUAAAGGAAGAGAAGCAUGAUCCUGGCUAUGAUGAAGCUGCUGGCGGCAAUUCCAAUGAGCAGAUACCUAAUGGAGACAGCGGAUCAUGCAACUUGCCUAACUUGGAAGCACCCUGUAACUCGGAGUCUGUUCAGAACGGGCAGCCGCCGUCUCAGCCCCAUACUGAGCACGUGUCUGCGCCUAACCACUGUGAGGACCAACCACAAGAAAGCAGCAGUGCUUAAGAUUUGCUGCGUGUUCCAAGCUAUGCAAGUGUCGCUGCAGUUUUAUUGCAGUCACAAAGAACUGAACCUCAGUUGCAGUUGACUAACUGAAGCCUUUUUUGUUUAAAAUGUUACCUCCCUUAUUUUUAUUAAAAUGUAAGCUGUAGUAGUAACAAUUAUUUUAAGGUAGGAAUUUUAAAAAAAAAUUAACUUUUUGGGAAAAAGCAUAUAAACUAGAGUAGUCACAGUUGCGCUUUGUAUUUAAUGUUGGCUGUGUGAUGCAGUUGUUCAUGAACUGCAUGCUCUACUUAUUUUAGGAAAUUAUCAAUUGUUUUUAUAUGGAUAUAACAGUGGUGCUGUAAAUUUUGGACAUCAAACAUUUUGUUUUACUUUUAACGAAAUAGCAAAAAAUGUGAUUUCUUCUCAAGCUGGAUUGUGCUUGAGCAUUCUUUUACCAUGUUUAUGCAUACUGUAUUUAUGCAUACAGUAUAUCUGUCAGGCGAAGUUCUCUGCAGGGAAGGUUUUUUUAUGCUAUAUAAUACUUUAGUCCAUUCUGACUGGCUACAGGCCAAUUUAGUUCCUUGCAAUAAAUUAGUGAACUUAACCCGAUGGCAGCAGUUAAAGACGAGUAAAUAUUCUGUUCUUUAUUUAAUGUCUUACAAAGUGUUUUUGUACUUGAAUUGCAUAAUUUAAGAACGCUCUCAUUUUUAGUCCCAUGUCAAGGCUGUUAUUUAUUUUUUAUUGUAUGUGGUCGAAUGCAGUGUAAGUGAUAUCAUUGUGCAUCCAAAAGGAUGCAACAAACAGGAGCUCAUAUUUUUACCACCUUAGCCAUGUAUAGCAAAGUACUUUUGUAGCAAGGUAAGGUCAAAGCUUGCACCAUGGACAUCAGUGUGCAGAGGUUUAUAAAAGCCAAUCAGAACUUGGCUAGUUCAUUGCUGAAAGUUGAUAUGUAAAGUACACGUUGUAUGUGCUUCUACUUCAGUUGUUCCCUAUUGCAUGGCUAAUUUGAUCAUAAAGUGAUGUCCUCAUGUGCCCUGCCCCUUAGAAAUGCCUUGGCAUUAAAGCGGUAUUAAACCCAAUACCCAAAAUGUAAUAUAUUGCAUCUUACCAAUCAUUAAAUGGGGUGGCUGCAUUCGUGUUUUUUUUUUUUUUGGGGUCUUCCAUCUGUUUUUCGCUUGGUGAUCCGGCUAGUAGGAAUGGGCUCUGGCUUUUUCAGGAUCCCACCUGCCUGAUCCAGCCAGGAAGCUGACACUGCACAUUUCUUGAUCCGCAGCUGCAAAUCGGGAAAUGUCUCACUGCCUUCCUGGCGGGAUCGGGCAGGUGGGUUGGGACUAGGAUCCCAAACAUGCCCAAGCCCAUCUCUGACAGCUAGUAACAGACCUCCUGUAUCAGAGUGCCUAAACUUUGAAUGAAUGAGCAACAGACACCUUUUGGACAGCAGCACUGUCCUCCCUGGCGGGGUUAAACUGCCCUAGCAGCUUUAAAUUUCCAAUUGAAGCCAGUUACAUGAACAGUUGUUUAUUUUUUUGGGGCUAAAGGUUUUACAUAAAUAAAAGCUGAUGACCGUAAGUAUUCCUGUUGGUGAUAAGGGGAUAUUAAAGGCUCACAAAAAAAUAAUAAUAUAUAUGUUAUACUUCCGUGAUAUGUGCAGUGGUUUUGUACAGACCAGCCCAGAUCCUCUUCUCGGUCCCCUGUCGGUGUUCCUGACCCCUCCCUCUUUCUGAGUGCCCCCUAUAGCAAUCUGCUAUAGACACACCGGGCACAGCAUGGCCCUGCUCCCUCCUUACUGCCUGUGAUUGACAGCAGUAAGUGGCUCCCGCUGCUGUGUCUCAGCCAGUGAGGAUAGAGGGACCUGGGAGAGCCGCUUCUCUUUUGCACAUCGCUGGAUCGAGAUGGGGCUUUGGUAAUUAUUACGAUGGCGGAGGCUGGGGGAGAUGCUGCACACAGAAGAGUUUUUUUUUUUUUUUUUUUUUUUUAACCUUCAGGCAUAGAAUGCAUGCAAGUAAAAAGCUUCUAGCCUUUACAACUACUUUUAAAUUGUUUGUCUUAACUCUCUGACUGCUACAUUUAGAGGACAGCUUGUUCUGUUGAAAAAACAGACUUGCUAGCUAGGUAACUAGGUGACAAAGUGGUUGCUAACCCUAUAA
Molecule: messenger RNA, 3585 nt
Organism: Rana temporaria (common frog)
Lineage: Eukaryota; Metazoa; Chordata; Amphibia; Anura; Ranidae
Gene: TDG
Product: thymine DNA glycosylase
Exons: 10
Coding region: 134-1459 (441 amino acids)
Biological process (GO): base-excision repair, AP site formation
Cellular component (GO): nucleus
Molecular function (GO): mismatch base pair DNA N-glycosylase activity
Source: RefSeq, a predicted model, not a curated record